GUGUCUAUCAAAGUUUAUUGUUUAACAAAAAAUUAUCAAUAUUAUGAUUGUUAAUUUAUAAAAUUAUCAAUCUACUUAAAAUUAUAUCUGUAUUUAAUGUUGUUUUUUAAGAAAAAAUUGAUAUUUAUCGUAAAGGUUUUUUUGUAAUAUUUAAAUUACAACAAUAACAAUUUAAAAGAGAGAAAAAAAAAAAAAUAAAUAAAUAAAAAUGGAAAUAGCAAUGGAUAAUAUGAUUUAUUCGGCGUCAAUGAACUUGGUGGACAUUGUCGUUGAUGAAAUAGCACUUGAAGGUAUGGAUGGUAUAACAUUGGAGGCAUUAUGGACAAGAUUAUCAAUAAGACUUGAUUCUCCAUUACCAAUGAGUGAAUAUUUUAUGGAACAAGUAUGGGAAGUAUGUAUAUCAAUAAAAGAUUUAAAAUUUUAUGAAUUACCAAAAGCAAGAACAAAACUUGUACUAUUUAAUCGUUACAAUUAUGUUGAUGAAGAUUUGGGUACAAUAAUAGAACCAGAUGAUGUACCAGAUGAUAUUUAUAAACAUUGUCCAAUUGAUGAUAUACAAAAUAAUGUUAGAGGUUCAUGUAUGGAUUACAAUACACGUAGAUUAUUAAAUAAUAAUAUUAAAAAUAGAACAUUAAAAAAAACAAUAAAUAAAUAUGGUAAUAAACUUGUUAUUGUUGCAUCACAAAGUUUACGUGAAAAUGCAUUAAUGGGUGAUUUUGUAUGUCCAACAAUUGAUUUAACUAUAAAACAAUAUUGUUUUUUAGAAAGAAUUGGAAGAUCACGUUAUCAUGGUGAAGUUACACAAGGUAAAAGAAGUUUAGUUGUAUUAGGUGAAGAUCCAAAAACUUUAUUUUAUCAUAGAAAAGUAUUAACAAAACAUAAAUUAAUAACAAAACAAAUGCAUCAUCAAAAAAAUUCAUUUCAUGGUACACCUGGUUCAUUAUUACAUUUAGUACGUUUUUAUGUUGAAAGAAAACCAAAAAUGAUAUAUCUUGCUGAAAAAAUUGUUGAUUUAUUAAAAACAAAUAAUUCAUAUACAAUUGAUUUACAAAUUAUUAAAAAAAAUAUACAAAUGGAUGAUGCAUUACGUAAAUUAAUGAAAAUGACAUUUUUUAAAAAAAUUGUAUGCACAAUUAAUGUGCCAUAUAGAAAAUUAUAUCCAAAUGCAAUUGAAAAAGAAUGGAAAAGAAAAUCAAGUGAUAAAGAAAAAUAUUUAUAUGCAUUACAAUUAAUAAAUCCAAAUUAUCAAGUUAAUGAUUUAUGGUAUAAUGAUGAUACUUGUGAUGAUGAUGAUUAUUUUGAAUUAGAUAUAUCAUCACAAUGUAUUAAUAGACCAUUAUUAACACAAGCUAAUGAAAUUGUUGAGUCAAAAAUAUAUGAUGGUAUGAGUCAAACUGAUUUAUCAAAAAUAAUGGGACUAACAAGACUUGGAUCAAGAUCAAUGUUUAGAAAUUUAGAAAAAAUUGGUAUUGUUGGUAUGUAUAUUGAUGAUGUUGGUAGACAAAGAACAUCAAAAUAUGUAUCACGUAAAUAUGAAAAAAAUAGUAACUUAAGUAAAACAUAUUUAGCUGAAAAAAAUAAAUUAUUAGAACACAAAAGAAUAUCAAUGUCAUUCAAUAAUAGCCAUUCAACAACACCAACUGUUGACAUUAAUAAUCAACAAUUUUGUUCUGUAUUUAUUAAAACUGAUAUUGAUGAAAAUUUAAAUGACGAUAUUAAUAAUGAUGAUCAUGAUAUUAAUGCUGAUGAUGAUAAUGUUAAUGAUAAUAAUAAUAUUGAAAUAAUUGAACCAAUUAAAAAUUUAAAUAAUAUAACUUUUAUAAAACGUAGUAAAUUAUUUUCUCAUGUAAAUAAAGUUUUUAAAAAAUAUAAAUUAAAUAGACAUUAUAAAAUAACAUUUAAAAAUUUAGCUGAAAAAUUUAUCAAUGAUAAAAGCAAUGAUUAUAGUAUGAUGGAUGAGCUAGUAUUAAGAAAAAAUUUAUCAAAUCAUUGUAGUGUUGUUAUUAAAGAAGGUAUAUUAAAAAGAUAUAGCCAAGGUAAAUGCAAUGAAAAAUUAAAAAUACCAUCAUUAUCAACAAAAAAAAUAACACGUAAAAAUAUGAUAUCAGAUACACUUGAAAAAUAUAAAAUAAUUGAUAUUAUUAAAAUGAUGAAUAUUAUUGAUGAUAAAGAAAAAUAUUGUGGUACAAAAAUUGAUAAAAAAUCAAUAUAUAGAUUACUUGAAGAAAUGGAAGAUGAAAAAUUAUUAAAAAAUAUAAAUAUAACAUUAACAUCAUUGGAUAAACAAAAAAUACAAAAUAAAUUAUUAAUAUGUCAUUUGAGUAUUAAUAUUAAUGAGGCAUUAUUUCAAUUAGCAAUUGAAGAUGCACAAUUAAAAUUUACUCAUCCAAUUGUAUGUCGUAAUACAAAAAGACGUAUUGCAUAUAAAAAAAAUAAAGGUAGUUUAAAGGUAAAAUCAACAAAAGAAAUUAAUAAAAGUACAAAACAAUUUGAUAAUGAUGAUGAUGAUGAUAAUUAUCAUGUAUCACCAAUUGAAUUAGUACGUGAUAAUCGUGCUGGUUAUAAAUAUGGUAUUAAGCCAAAAUUUGGACGUAUGAAAAUGUUACAUUUAUUUUUAUAUUAUCGUAUAUAUGAUAAUAAAAAUAUAAAUAAAAAAAUUUUAACACGUAAACAACAAAUAAAUGAGCUAUGUCAACAUCGUAAUAUUAUUAUUGAUGAUAAACUUGAUAAAGAAAUGUCAAAAAUAUAUAAUACAGAUGCUGAUUGGAAAAUGUUUAUACCACCAUUGUCGUUAGAAAAAAAUUCACCAAUUGGUUGGAUAUCAAUGUCAGAAAUUGUUUAUUUUAUGCCAUUAUCAUUGUGUUUAAAUAUUUAUAAUCCAUGUCAUAUUAUACCAGAUCUUGAUGAUUAUAUUAAUCAUCCAAUACGUAAACAUUAUUUAAUUAAAGAUUUAUCUGUAUCUCUAAAAAAAACAUUAUUUGAUAAUAAAUACAUGUCAUCAGUAUAUGAAUCAAUAAAACUACUGUGUUAUAUUGGUCUCAUACAAUUUGGACCACAUCAUUACAAACGUAAAGAUGAAAUUGAAAUAUAUGUUAAUCAAAAAAGUGAAUUAAUAAAUACAAUUGAUACAUCACCAAAUUAUUAUCGUAUUGAUAAAGAUAAAAAAUAUCCAAUUGAAAAAUUUAUAUUUAAUACAAUGCAAGAUGUUGAUGAAUACUGGAAUCGUAUGCAUUAUAUUUGUAUAAAUACACCACUUGGUAGUAAAAUAGCUGAUGAAGGUAAAGAAAUUGAAUUUGAAAAAUUAAUAUAUAAACCAGAUAUGAUUAAAUCAAUACAACCAGUUGGUUAUAAUCAAGCUAAAAAUAAUGAUAGUGGUAUAUUACCUGGUGAUAAACUUGGUGCUGCUGGUAUUGAUUCAGCAUUUUUUUCACAUCGUAAAAGAAAUUGGGAUUGUAUUAAUGCUAAUAAUGACAAUCAAUUAUAUCAACGUGACAUGAUGUAUCAUGAUACAUAUUAUAAUAUUAGAAAUACACGUUUAUCAAAAAUACGUGCUAAACCAGUUAAAUUUGUUGAUUUAACACGUCAAAAAUCUGGACCAACAAAUCUCAAUGCAAGUGAUUUAAAUAAUGAAACAACACCAUCAUCAUCAUCUUCAUCAUCUUCAUCAUCAUUAACAUCAAAAGAUACCAACAUUAACAAUAAUAAUAAUAACAACAACAAUAACAACAAAGUUGAUAAAUAUGAUGAACAAAUAAUUGAUAAUAUUAUAAAUAAUAAUAGUGCAAUUAAAAAAAAAAGUUAUUCAUAUAUAAGAAAAAUAUUACCAAGAAAAAAAAAACAAAGAAAACGUGUUAAAUAUGAUGACAUUGAUAAAAUAGCAUUACAAAAUAUGAAUAAAUUACGUGUUGAUUGGAGUCCACAUGAGGAUAGUAUAUUAUUAAUGUGUAAAGUUGUUAUGAUGUAUUUAUGUCCAAAUCCUCGUAGUCAAUUAAUAACAUUUACAGCAGUACGUGAUGUAUUACGUUUAUAUUCAUCAACAAUAUCACAAAAUAAAACAUCAAGAGCAUGUCAACGUAGAUUAUUAUAUAUGCUUAAAGAUCCACAUACUCUACAAAGUGUUGCCCUACGUGUUGAAGAAAUAAAACAAAAUUUUUUUAUAACAGAUAAAUAUGGUGAUAUUGUUGAUAAAAUAUGUAAAUUAAGUGAUCAUACUGAACGUGAUGAUAAAUGUGCUGAAGUAUUUAAAGAACUUGUUGCAUAUGUUGUUAAAAAAUAUUAUAAUAUAUCACGUAAAGAUGUUAAUAAUGAUAUGUAUAAAAUUAAUACAAUACAAGAAUUUAAUUUAAUAUAUGAUUUAAUUGAUUCACAAAAAUUACAAUAUUUACGUAAUAAACAAUAUGAUAUUAAUAAUAUACAUGAUAUACAUUUAUCAACAAUUAAUUCAGUACUUUAUAGUUCAAUGAAUAAUUCAACAUUAACACCAUGUGAUUAUCAAUUUGAAAAAAUAUAUAAACAAUAUCCAGAAUAUUUAUUGAGAAUUGCAAUUGGAAAAAUUCGUUCACAUCAAAUGAUAUCAUUAAAAAAAUCAUACAAAGCUGUUACUAGAAAACGUGGUAAUUUUAUGCCAUUAUCAAGUCGACAAUAUCAAUUUAGUAUUAAUUAUAAUUAUAAAUUUCAAACUAAAUUACCAUAUGAUAUUUAUCAUGAAAUAUAUGAUUUUUUUAUUAAAAUUUUUAAUUAUUAUAAUGAUAAUAAUUAUGAUAAUAAUGGUAUAAAAAUUAAUUCAUCAACAAAUGGUGGUAUGAUUAUUGGUAUUUAUGAAUUUUUAAAAUUUAAUAAUAUUAAUUUUAAUGUUGAUAUACCAGAUCAUAUUAUUGCACUUGAUCCAAAUUGUGGUGAACGUGAUGAAACAUUUACUAGAAUAUCAACAAGAUAUCAAGAUAUAUUAACAACUUUGGAACAAUUACAUUUUGAACGUAAUAGUGUGAAUAUUAAACAAGAAAGACAAUGUGAUGAUAAUUCAAAUGAGGAUAUUGAUGAUGAUCUAGAUGAUGACAUGAAUAUGGAUAUGGAUAUAAAUACUGAAGAAUCAGAUUUUAAUGAUGAAGCUGAUAAACAAAAAAGAAAAAGUAGAAGUGGUAGUAAUUAUAAAACAUUUACUUGGACAUUUCCUUAUGUCAAAGCACUAUUAUUUGAUGAAAAUCAUGAUGAUAAUCAAGAUAAUAGUACUAAAAUUCAUGAAAAAAGAUAUGAUAAUUAUUUAAAUGAUAAUUUAAUUGACAGUGAUUUUAUACGUCUUCAAGAUGGUACAGUUAUUGAAAUAACAAAAAAUGAUGUUGAUAAAGAAAAGUUGUCACAAUUUGAUGAAGAUAUUUAUGAUAUAUUUAUCAAUACACGUGAUGAUGAGGAUAAAAAAAAACAUAGUUAUAAUGAUCGUAGUACAAUUAUUAAAUUAAAAGCAUUAGAUGACAAUGAUUCAAUACAUAAAAGAAAUACAAGCAAAUUAAAUAAAACUACUCAACGAAAAUCAACAAAAUCAAAAGAUCAUGAUGAUUAUGAUGAAUAUAAUGGUAGUAAUAAAUAUAUGGAUCAUGAGCUAAUUGAUUUAACAGAUAAAAAUAAAAGAAAAGAUGAUCAAUAUGAUGUUAAAAGAAGAUAUACAAGACUUGCUAUGUUAAAAAUGAGAGAAGAACUUACUGGUGAUUUACCAAAUAGUCAUCAUGCACAUGAAUAUUUUGUUGUUAAUGCAUUUGAUAUUUUUUAUAAAUUAACACAAAUUGAAAAUGAAAAAAUUAAUAAUCCAAGACUAGUAAUUGAUGAUAAUUUAAAGAAAAAUAUUUUAAUGGUUAAUGAUAAAUUGUAUGAUGAAAUAAUAUCUGAUUUAACUGAAUAUACAUUAUUUCCAACUGAUUUACUUGAUUUUGAUGCUAUUAAAAAAUCAUUAAUUAAACAUUUUAAUAUUAAUAGUAAUUAUGUUGAUAAUAUUAUUGAUUAUAUAGAGGGUAAACGUGAAUUUGGUGCAACAUUAAAAGACAUAACAAUUAAUUUUUAUAAAUUAUUUGAUAAUAAAUUAUAUAAAAUAAUAUCAUUUUUAACAAAAAGUAAAUUAUUUUUACGUUCUGGUGUUACUGAAACACGUUUUAUUCAUAAAAAAUAUGCUGAUCCAUGGAUGAUUAAAUCAGAUAUAGUAAAACCAUGUCCAGAAGAAAAUAUUAACAUUGAUGAUCAAGAAAAAAAAAUAAACGAUGAUGAGGAAGUUAAUAAUUGUGAUAUGAAUAUGGAAAUUGAUGAAGAUAAUAAUUCAACUGCUUCUAAUAAAGAACCCAUUAUUCAAAAUAUACAAACAUCAGAUUCAACUACAUCAGAAAAAAUAAAUGUCAUCAUAAGACCAUGGAUUAAAAUUGAUGGAACAAUUAAUCAUAAAGUGUAUGAAAAAAUGCUUGGAGCUAUAUUGUCACAUUGUACAAUGAAUCCUGGUAUAUUUAUGACUCAAGUUCAGGAUAGAUUUUCACCAGCUUUACAAUAUCAUCAUACACGAGAACUAAUUGAGGUUCUUGUAAAACUUGGUUGUUUAAAAUUGACAAUAUUACAAAAACCACCUUCAACAUUAUUUUCAAACUGGCAAUAUUCACGUCUCAAAUGUCCAUUGGUAAGUGAUGGCUCAUCUGAGUUUGAUGAUGAAAUUAUAAUUGAUACAACAGUUUGUUCAACUGUAAGAUUUUCAUCAUUUCUACGUGAAAAUAGAGAUAAAUUACAAUCAUAAAAAUUUAAUUGUGAUUAUUUUUUUAUAUUAUAAUAAAACUAUUAUAAACUUAUUCGACAAAUUUUAUAAUAAUUAAUGAAAUACACGUUUUUUUAAAUUAUCAUUGUUAUUUGUAUAAUUUUAUUUAUUUUUUGCUUGAGUUGGAGAAAUGAAUUGCAAUUUUUUUUUUUUAUCAAUUAGUU
This is a messenger RNA of Aphidius gifuensis, 6945 nucleotides long. Its product is annotated as general transcription factor 3C polypeptide 1-like. Gene Ontology annotation, cellular component: transcription factor TFIIIC complex. The transcript is spliced from 5 exons. The record is from RefSeq and is a predicted model, not a curated record. Gene Ontology annotation, molecular function: DNA binding. NCBI's taxonomy places the organism in Eukaryota, Metazoa, Arthropoda, Insecta, Hymenoptera, Braconidae. Gene Ontology annotation, biological process: transcription initiation at RNA polymerase III promoter; 5S class rRNA transcription by RNA polymerase III. The coding region runs from base 209 to 6763 and encodes 2184 amino acids.